AUGCGCCCCAAGCCCCCAACCCUACAACCACCAACCACCCUCCAUGAAUCACCCAUCCCUCCCCCCUGCAAACGAAAGUCCGCCGCUCUUGGGCUGGCCAUCGCCGGCGCCCUGGGCCUGGGCUACGCCAACAUCUUUGUGACCGCGCCCUCCCCUGAGAACCUGCGCACCCUGUUCGAGUUCGUGUUCAAGGGGCUGGACGCCCUCGGGUACCAGGAGCACAUUGACUACGACCUGGUGGAGUCCACCAACCCGGCCUUUGGCCGCGCGGUGGUGCGCGUCAACGUAUACAGGAACCACAGACAGACAGUGCAGUACAUCCAGCCGCAGCACCACUCGCGGCUGGCGCAGGCGGAGCUCCUGGUCAUCGACGAGGCGGCCGCCAUCCCCCUGCCGCUGGUCAAGGCCAUGCUGGGGCCCUACCUGGUGUUCCUCUGCUCCACGGUCAACGGAUACGAGGGCACCGGCCGCAGCUUGAGUUUGAAGCUCAUACAGCAGCUGAGGGAGCAGGCCGCAAAGCCGGGGGCGGCGGGCGGCGGCGGCGGCGGCAGCAGCAGCGGCGGCGGGGGCGGCGCGGGGCUGGGGCGCACAUUCCGAGAGGUCACCCUGAGCGAGCCUAUUCGCUACGCCCCGGGUGACCCCGUUGAGUCAUGGCUCCACAGCCUGCUGUGCCUGGACGCGUCCACCCACCUGCCACGGCCGCCCCCCAAGCUGCCGCAUCCCUCAGAGUGCGACCUUUUCUACGUGGAGCGGGACACCCUGUUCAGCUUCCACAAGGCCAGCGAGGCGUUCCUGCAGCAGGUGGUGUCGCUGCUGGUGGCGUCGCACUACAAGAACACGCCCAACGACCUGCUGCUGCUGGCGGACGCCCCCGCCCACCAGCUGUACGUGCUGCUCGCGCCGGUGGACGAGACGCAGAACGCGCUGCCGGACGUGCUGGCUGUGGCGCAGGUCGCGCUGGAGGGCGCCAUCAGCGCCAAGGCCGCCACCACCAGCCUGGCGCGCGGGGAGCUGCCCCAGGGGGACCUCAUCCCUUGGAUUGUGGGCCAGCAGUACCAGGAUCCCGAUUUUCCGCGGCUGUCUGGCGCGCGCGUGGUGCGCAUCGCGGUGCACCCGGAGCUCAGCGGCGCCGGCUACGGCAGCCGCUGCGUCGAGCUGCUGCGGCGCUACUUCCAAGGGGAGAUCACGGGCCUGGACGAGGAGGAUGAGGAGGCUGCGGAGGACGGGCACGCAAACGGCAGCGGCGGCUCCGCCAGCGAGCGGCGGCGCGCCGCGGCGGCGGCAGACGGCGGCGACACUCUGCUGACUGAGAGCGUCAAGCCGCGCCUGGGGCUGCCGCCGCUGCUGGUCAACCUGGCGGAGAGGCGCCCCGAGCGCCUGCACUACCUGGGGGUCUCCUUCGGCCUGACGCAGCAGCUGUUCAACUUCUGGCACCGCGGCGGCUUCAAGCCGCUGUACCUCCGGCAGAGCGCCAGCGAGACCACCGGGGAGCACACCGCAGUCAUGGUGCGCCCCCUGGAGCAUCCCGAGGUGGAGGGCACCGCCUGGCUGGACCCCUUCGUGCAGGACUUCAAGCGGCGGCUGAUGAUGCUGCUGGGCGGCGCGUUCCGCGACAUGUCGCCCGCGCUGGCGCUGUCGCUGCUUGACCCGCGGCUGACGUGGUCGGACGCGGAGGGCAGCGCGGCGGCGGCGGCGGCAGGCGCAGGGCCGGGGUCGGGCGUGGUGGCGGUGCACGGGGACGGCACGCCGUUCACGCCCUACGACCUCAAACGGCUGCAGGCCUACAGCAGCAACCUGGUCGACUUCCAUUUGGUCCUCGACCUGCUGCCCCCCCUGGCUGCCACCUACCUGGCCGGCCGCCUGCCGGCCACCCUCAGCUACGGCCAGGCCGCCAUUCUGCUGGCCCUGGGGCUGCAGAGGCGCGAGCUGUCAGAGGUCUUGGCGCUGUUCAAUAAGGCGGUGCGGAAGCUGCACUCUCAUAUACGCGCCGCCAAGGAGGCCGCCAUAUCCCGCCACCUCCCCAAGCCGAGCGCCGCGCCCGCGCUGGCGCCGCUCGGCGCUGCCAGGGGCGGGGGCGCCGACCUGGAUGCCGAGCUGGACGAGGCGGGGGAGGAAGCUUCGCGGAAGCUGCGGGCGCUGCUGGACCCGGCGGAGCUGCAGCAGUACGCCGUCACGGGCGCGGACGAGGACUUUGCGCGCGCGCUGGGCGGCGCCGCGCCGGGCGCCGGCGGGGUCGUGCAGGUCAAGAGCAGCAGCGGCGCCAAGAAGGCGGGCGGCAAGGACGGCAAGGACGGCGGCAAGGACGGCGCGCAGCUGUACAAGAAGGGCGGCGGCAAGAAGCAAAAGGGGACGCCUGGCGGCGGCGGCAAGCCCGCCAAGAAGCACAAAAAAGGAUGA
Molecule: messenger RNA, 2397 nt
Organism: Monoraphidium neglectum
Lineage: Eukaryota; Viridiplantae; Chlorophyta; Chlorophyceae; Sphaeropleales; Selenastraceae
Product: putative N-acetyltransferase 10
Exons: 15
Coding region: 1-2397 (798 amino acids)
Biological process (GO): rRNA acetylation involved in maturation of SSU-rRNA
Cellular component (GO): 90S preribosome; nucleolus
Molecular function (GO): tRNA binding; 18S rRNA cytidine N-acetyltransferase activity
Source: RefSeq, a predicted model, not a curated record